ACUGGAAGCAAACGUCCCAGUGCUGAUAUAGAAAAUUCUGAUUUUAUGACAGAUAUGGCUGCUUCAAAGCGUCCGCGAAUCACUCAAAUUCUUCGACCAGUGAAAGAACGCCAAAAUAACCAUUCAUCACCGGAGGAAGUUGAGGGGCUGGCCAAUGAGGGCUAUGUGGUUCAACCGGGCUCCUCAGAAAACCACAAGUCACCUCGGUCGAAUUUGCCUAAUCGGUGA
Molecule: messenger RNA, 228 nt
Organism: Rodentolepis nana
Lineage: Eukaryota; Metazoa; Platyhelminthes; Cestoda; Cyclophyllidea; Hymenolepididae
Source: the annotation of a GenBank genome assembly